Messenger RNA from Heterostelium album PN500, 525 nucleotides. RefSeq names its product haloacid dehalogenase-like hydrolase. The transcript is spliced from 3 exons. Bases 1 to 525 code for a protein of 174 amino acids. The record is from RefSeq and is a predicted model, not a curated record. Lineage: Eukaryota; Evosea; Eumycetozoa; Acytosteliales; Acytosteliaceae.
AUGGCACCAGGAAAUAUUAGAGAGGAAACCAUUCCAAACCAUCAAAUUCAUACACUUUUGUUCGAUUUGGACAAUACUUUAUAUCCAAAGUCAUGUGGAUUGGCUGCUCAAGUAACAAGAAGAAUUACACAAUAUAUGUCAUCUAAAUUAAAUUUACCAGAGGAAGAAGUAGAUAAAAUUAGAGGACAUUAUUAUAAAACAUAUGGAUUAACUUUGAAAGGAUUAAUGAUGAACUAUCAGUGUUUCGAUGCCACCCUCGAGUAUCUCGAGAUGCUCGACUACAGCAAGCCACACCCACAAUCCUACCAGAUGGCAUUGAAGAAGGCUGGCACUGACGAUGCCAACGGUGUCGUCUUCUUUGACGACGUCGUCGAGAAUCUUGAAGGUGCCAAAAAAGCUGGAAUGAUUACGGUACUCGUUGGAGGUACUUCCGAUAGUCCUGCAGUAGACUAUUGCAUACAAGAGAUUCAUGAUCUCGUAAAGAUAUUCCCACAACUCAUAAGUUUACCACAAAUUCAAUCAUAG